This is a messenger RNA of Aureobasidium uvarum, 543 nucleotides long. Lineage: Eukaryota; Fungi; Ascomycota; Dothideomycetes; Dothideales; Saccotheciaceae. The record is from the annotation of a GenBank genome assembly.
AUGGCACCUACGAAAUCGACAAAGGGAGCUCCUGCAAAGGGCGCCAAGUCCGCGUCCAAGUCGGGCGAUCGCCCUAGACCGAAGAAGCCUGCUGGUCCCAAGCCGAAGACUGUCGAGCAAAAGUCAAAGUCGACCUCCCACGGCCCUGCAAAGAAGAAGAAGCGCGUCUACACCGAAAAGGAGCUUAACAUCCCCACGCUCAACGGCAUCCGCCCUGCUGGAAUCCAGAAGCCCAAUGGUGUCAAGAAGGGAAAGACCUUUGUCGACGACAAGGAGUCCUUGAUGACCAUCCUCGCCAUGGUCCAGGCCGAGAAGGAGGGAAACAUUGAGAGCAAGAUGAUCCGCGCUCGCCAGAUGGAGGAGAUCCGCGAGGCCAGAAAGGCCGAGGCUGAGAAGAGAGAGGCUGGUCGCAAGGAGAAGCUGGAGGGAGUCAAGGAUGAGCUCCGUAAGAAGAAGAACAAGAAGGGUUCCAAGUCCGAUGCCGACAUGGACGUCGAGCCUGCUGCCGAGAAGCCCAAGAAGAAGAGAGUCUCUUUCGGUUGA